CCCAGCGGCAUUGUUGUUUAGUUCGCGUUCAGCCGUGAAGCAGUUCGUACGUGGGAUUCUCGUCACGGCGGUUCCAUUCAAGUAGCGGUUCUUUGCCUAACUCGCCGGAAUAGAGCGGCCUGUGUGGUGUGUGCGUGUGUGUGUACGAGUGCUCCAGUACAGGACGAUUGUGCCACAACGGGGUGGCGAAUUUCAGGAUCGCUUGUUCGAUUCAAACCACGUCUCGACGGCCGGAAGCUACGAACUUCCGGUUUAAUGUGCCAACGCCGUGGUUUUCCAUCCAGUAUGUGAGCGGGGGUCGGCGCAACCCGUUUCGCGAGGGGUUGGUUGAUAAUAAUCGUGUCUGGCGAUUGCCUCGUGUUUUCGGUGCAGAUAACUGAAAGGUAAACGAGAAGCGAGCGAAAAGCGGUAGAGCGAGUGGGUGGAAGCGGGUGACUUCGAGGAAGCUACUACCCACUCGGAAUCGUACGCGAAAAGUUCAGAACAAAGUGAAGAUUCUUGUUUGGUGCGGGACGUUUGAUUUUGAAUGGCACGAGGAGUGCACUUGCUGCGGUGGAAAAUAUUUUAACGUUUCACACGGAGGAAUCAGAGAAUUGUACCGAACGUGGAAGAUUGCAGAAAGGUGUGUAUGAAAACGCGCAAUGCUGGAAAUCCUCACAGCACUGAAGGACCAGAGAACGAGCGAAGAAGCAUUGUUAUACUAGAAGUGUCUGGAUUGAGAUGUGUUGUGUGUCGGUAAUUUUUUUUACCGCGAACGAACCAGGCAAAGAAAAACGAGCUGUGGGGAGCGAUCGGCGGUCUCUUUCGGUUUGAAUGAAGCUUUAUUUAUUCAUGUUUCUUCAAUUUGCCUUCGUUAGGUUAUUGUGUGUAAAAAAUGAAAUAUUGAAUAAAUUGCUGAUAAUACUUAUCGCCGAAGAAGAGUGUUUGGGGUCUCUACCGGAGCAGAGGGGAUACAACCGCUAUUGCUGGAAUCUUUGUGCACUCGGUUUACGUCGAGCCAAGGCUCCGACCGAACUUGGGUGGUGGGUGGAUGACUAAAAGCUUUUAAAUUGUUCAUUGCAAUGUGUGUGUACGAUUUCGAGUGAAAUAGAUGGCCUCUUCAGCUCGUGAGUUCCUCCAGGACCUCGAUAAGUGUUGCAGAGGAUGGCCGGAAGUAAAACUACCCAUAAUGAAUAAACCUAUGUGCGGUCUUUCGGAGAAGAAUUUCCCAUAAAUUAAUUAAUAACCAGCCUUAUAAACGGCGAACGGUACCAACGCUGGAAAGGACAAUAAUGGAUUACCAAAUGGAACGCAGCAUGCUGUGGGUUGUGAUGUGAUGAUAGUAAAAUAGGAAAAUUUAAUAGUUUGUGAUGAUUAUCUAAUCAGUGCAACGGACAGCGUCGGAAUUCAGGUCCACGUCAGAAAACAAGAAAAAAGUGCAUCGGGUGAGCAGGAGGAGUUAAGGAUGUUGAAAAGAUCAGUGAAUGUUAAAUUAUCGAGCUUAAAUAAAAUCCGUGCCAAGUUGUGUUCGUGAGUGUUGCGGUCGUUAUUGUUGUAGGUACUGUAGCGGAUAAACCCGGUCAGGUGAGAUUUAUACCGGCCUCGCAGAAACCGAAAACAAAAAACGAAAAACAAACGCCGGUUUUUGGGUUGCAGAAGCGGCGAUACAAUCUGAACCAGUUUAGCGAGUGAAGCAAAGGAACAGGUUUAUUUUAUCGGACGGAAGUGCCAGUGCCAUGCCAUAGACCGGAGAAAAUCGCUGCGAACAGAGAGAAAUAAAAAUCAUCCCGGAAAUUGAGUCCGCGAAUUUGUGUCCGAAUCGCAAGGUUGCAGGAGAAAUUUAACGCUUCGUCUGACCUGCUACGGUGUCACGGGACCUAGCGCAUCUACGGUGGUCAGUCGAGGUUCACAGAAAGCUCCGGAUGCCGUGAAUAAUUAAUUCGAGGCUCAUUUAGUAUUGACGAUCCAGACAUCGGCAAUCGGAAAAUAUUUAUUCCGAUGCAAUGCCGGUGCUUAAUUAAAAUUCAAACUGUGCGCCAGUCGAGUGUGAGAGUUACAGGGCAGGUGAGUGUUCGGUUUAUGAUUGGAAGCGGCAAUUACGGCCGAAAAAAAAGCGAAACAUAAUAUUCUGCAGUUUGACUCUUUGACCCUUCUCCGGGGUACGAUCACUUGACGCUUUGUGAUGUGAUUGAUUGGCUCAGGGCGCCGCAGAAAGCGUCCCUGUUUCAGUAUUGUAGCAAGGAAGAGAUUGUUAGUUUUUUUUUGCAAUUAUAACAGCUUGCAAUUUAUACCUACCUGAGGCUGAAGUGAAAAAAGUGUGCCAAAUUUGAUUCGAUAAAUCGCCGAGCCGUUAAUUGGAUUUGCUAAUUGAUUGAAUAUUUGUGUGAAUGGAGAAAUAGUCCCAAGCGGAAGAAAGUGCCAACAUUUCCAAUCCAAGAUACUACCAGCAGAAACAAACAAAAAAUGGUGGAUAUUAGCUCAAUUAUCGAAGGAACCGUCAAGUUCCGUGACGGCAAAAAGUGGAAAUCACGAUGGUGCGUUAUGCGGAAACUAUCCCCAGUAGCAGACUGUCUCCACCUGCAGCUUUACCGGGAUUCAAAGGAUCGCUACAAGAACGGACAAACGAAGGCUUCGCUCUCGUUGCAGCACUUCCUAGGCGUCGAGUCCGGGUUCACGUUGGACAAGGAAUCCAACACGAUAGCAAUUAUUUGUCAAGAUGUGAUAGUGGUUCUAGCAUUUGACACCAGAGAAAGACUGAUACAGUGGCAGGUGAAAAUUUCCAACAACUUGGGAGAUGACUUGCAAUACUUGGUGCUGGUCUCGUCGGCGCCACCCAAGGCUAAACUGGCGACGGGACCAGCACGAAUGCACAUCCAGGAUCAUCGUUUCUGCUUGACGACGGGUGUUCCUCCGAGAUUGAAUGGGAUGUGGAACAUUCAACAUCUCAGACGGUAUGGCGUCGUAGACAAUCGUUUCUGCUUUGAGGGAGGAUCUAGCUGUGGGAAAGGCGAAGGGUUAUAUGUUUUCGUCACGGAUCUUGGAGAUGAGAUCACGCAUACUCUGAAGAUGGCAUCGCAGGGAAAAUUGGCCAGCAAAAAGCGAGCCGCUGCUAGAAAAAUAUCAGCGCUGGAUAGUCCUCGCAAAGGUGCUGAGUCUCGUUGCACCAACUACAAUGAUGAAAUCUGUUCGGUACAUAAUGAAAAUUCCACGUGUACCUGCCGAAGCGCUUAUUGGCCCUCUACUGAAUCCAGAGAUAUAGAUAGUAACUAUGGUUGUGGUGAUACGGCUUCUGUGUCCGAAGGACACGACAGCAUAAACGAUAUGGACUCGUUUCCUCGUACCGUGGCCAACUUGGAACGCUGUAUGAGUUGCAUAUCCAAACUGGGAGCUCCUUCGAUGUCCCGUAGUUCAACGGUAACAGGAACACCGGGUGCUGUGGCACCGAUGGCCGCCUGGCACACCUUGACUGAGCAUAACAAUCACAUUAACCAAUCACACAUUUCCAAACCACCAGCCUUAGAUAGGAUGUCUCUUUGUUCACACGGUAGCAGCAAUAAUUCAGAGUAUUCCAUCCCCCGUCAAACGUGCGCUCCUAGUCAGUAUGGUUCCGAAUCGUGGUACGAGAAAGUCCCUGCAACACAGCUCACUUGCAUGCACAAUCGUCCCACAUCCCCUUGUCAGUGUUGUCCACCGGGAAGACCUCCGAAACCGAAGGAUAUUUCACUUCAUAUAACUGCACCCAUUCAUUCGGCUAUGAUGUCCUGCAAAUCCCCUCAACCAAGUCACGUCGGCCCGUACGAAAACUAUGACAUCCCAAAGACUCCCGUGGCCGUCGAUGAAACUGGCAGUUCGGUGGAAAAUUACGAUACACCUAAGAAAAUACAAGAGUACCUGUUGAAAGAGGCAACCAGCAGUGGAAAGAGCGAAGUUGGCAACUAUGGUAACUACGACACGCCUCUUUCACUUAGCAAUGCAGUGUGUGGGUGUUUGAAGGGUGGCGACAGUCAGAGUGCAUCCAAACCGGAUAAGGAAUUGGUCGGUCCUCGUGUUGAUUGUACCUGUAACCGAGUGAUGUCCUGGGCUGACAACUGGAUUUCACUUCCGCUGUGCAAACGAGGGAACGGGAUCGAAAAUACGGGUGUUGUGAUCAAUAAAAUUAAACUCAGCGGCGAAGGAAAGAUGCCGGUUGUAGAUGCCAGUAAUGAAAAUGCCAUUUAUGCAACAGUAGAUAUGACGAAGAAAAUUCGAAAGCGAUUGGAAGAUGCGUGUGAGUGCGACAAAACGGAAAAUGAGAACGGAAAAAGUAACCCUAAAUCCAGUUACGACAACUACGAAGAUGUUGAGGUAGCUCCCGAACAUCAAAAGGCAAAUUACGCCAAUCUGGAAUUUGAAAAAUCUCUCGAAAACUACGAGAACUCCAAAGAAGUUCUGCAGAGAGCGGGUCUCUCUGUACACGAUUUUGAAUGCAAUCAUAAAGUCUGUCAAAAAUGUGGUCAUCCCACCGUGAAAACGGUUGAAGUCGAAGACGUCAAAACGGAAUCUCAAAUGGUGGACAAACAAGAAAAUUACGUAAUGAUGGAACCCACAAACCUAAAGUCGAAAUUUCCCGGUUAUAUCCCAAUGUCUCCUGCGGCUCCAUCGAUCGUCAGUGAUGAUGAACCGCGUCCAACAUCUCCCACUGCCCCGCCAUUACCCUUCAAAUCAGAUUUACUGAAGCAACGAAUGAGUCGCAUCAUAGGAGAGAAGUCAGCUAGCAAUCCAAGCCUUUGUGGUCCAGCGAUUGAUCGAAGCAGAAAACGAAUAGACGACGAAUCGCGAGUCCCGGGAAGUGCUAUGUUGAAGGCAACUACUAGUCCUUACACUCGGAAGCAAUUGCUGGAUCACAGUGAUCUUCUUCCUUGUGAUAAAAGACUAUCUCCACGGAAGCGAUCGGCUUCUGCUGAAUCAUCGCGUUUCCUCGAAGAUGGUGAAGAUGCUGAAAGUCCCCUCAGUGGAACUGCGUCACCCAGCACUGAGACCCUUCGUAAACCUUCAACAUCCACCUGCAACAUCGAAAUCCGACGAUCAUCGUCUCCUUGUGUGCACCAAGAAACAGAACCAUGCUCCGUGGAAACAUGCUGCAACAAAGUGACGACCACAGCGGAAACGGAAGAUGACAUCUCUGUGUCUACCAAUCCUAGUCAAAAUUCGCAAUCAGUGUACAUCCGGCGAUCGGAAAGUGUUCCCUGUAAGGCACAAAAUCGAGACAGUUCUAGCUCCAAUGAUUCUGGUGUAUCUACCGGGUCUCUACGACAACGGGGAACUGAUUUCACAGAAUUUGAACUACCGCUCACCACGGCAAUGUCCGCUCGGAGACAUCAACGGCACGUACUACCGCAACAAGGUUGUGUACAUUCGUCACUUCCACGGAGAUCCAAAUCGUUCGAUCCACUUCGUGAGUUGACAUUCCAGUUCCAGAAAAUUCGCGUACCCGAAAAGAGUACAUCAGCAGAAGCAGAGGUUCCGAUUUGUCCACCAAAAACGAAGUCCUAUGGAAGUCCCGAUGUUAUGACCACAACUACGACCCCGUAUAUUGAUUCACGAAGUACCAGCAGUGGAACAUCAGACAUGUCCGACUACAUUGAAACGCUCUCGCUAUCCAGCCACAGCUCAUCUGACACACCCGAAGGAAUGAGACAUAUACGACAGGCGACUUCCACGCUACGACCACGAUCCGGCAAGGAGUACCAAAACAUCGAUCGUUCCAUCCUCUCACUCACACAAGCCGGUAGCGAAUCGUCAUUGAAACAUCCGGGUACACCAUCACAGUUGCGAGGGCUAUUGUCCUGUUCGGCAAACUACGCCAACAUCACACCCGUCCCGGAGAACGCCGAAUCGCCCAGUCCAGGCUACCAGAGCGGAACAUCACCACAGGAGGCACAGGGUCAACACUUCAUGUUCAAGAACUCGUCCUAGGUUCGUGAGCAUUAUCAAUCGGUCAACAAAUGAAAGCAAUAAAGACUAACUUUUAUAUAUAAGCAUAAACAAAUAGAGAAUCAAAAUACCUUUCUAUAUAGCAAACGAAACAAGGAUCAUUGCCGUGUAUUGUUUUGUAGCGAAAAAAAAACUACCCAUCUGAACAGAAGUAGAACGGCUAUCCAGUCGAGAUCCCACUGCAUGGGGGAAGGGACAGAAUCGAGAACCAGAUCCGACAGGAUGCAGCGUUUGUUUUCGUUUUAUUUGGUCCGAAUAAUUACUUUCCUUUUUUCUUGCUGUGCACUGGUUUUGAUUGCUUUGUCUUCCUAUUCAUUGAUUUUUAACCUACAGGGCAAACACAUUUUUACUAACAUCUGAAGCGCCCUUUCUCCCACACAGCCACACGGAAAAUGUCUGAAUCAAGUGGGUGGUAAUCCUUGGGGUCGAUAAGCCUCCAGCCAAAGACAAACACAGUGGUUCCUUACCGCACAUCAGAUGACUGACACACUCACCAAUCUCUCUGGAUGGGAAUGAGCCGGAGAGGGGGAAGGCAAACAAUAGAAAAUGAGGCAGAAAAAAUGGAAGAAGAUUACUACUAUGGCAGGUUUUACAUGGGUGGAAAAAGUAACAAACGAACCGACGAGAGAACAAACACACUACAUUUCCUUCCUUGACGUGGAACUUGGCCGCGAAGUUUGCUGGGAAUCUACUGCGAUGCUACCGGCAGAGACUUUGGGCGGUUGAUGUGAACAAGGCCAUCGAAUCGGAAUCCGAAGAAUAUACGCUUUCUUUGGUUUCUGCGGGCACAUUGAUGUGGGUGUUUUGGAAAACUCGUGGCAAACAAUAUUGAUUCGUCAUUCGGCGAUACAGCCGACAGAUUUCCUUUGUUAGAUGCUUACCAUCGAUCCGUAAUGAGCUCAUGGGUAGACAUCCUUCCCGGUAGAUGCUUGUGUGCUCUUGAUAUCCUGAAAUUUCCUGCUUCUUGCCUUCUGUGGAUUGUGGUAUUUAAACUGAGCGUCCGGGAAAUACUCUCUAAACAGUACGAUUGGAUAAGGGCUCUACUUCUGGGAAGGGCGGUGGCGAUAACUUUAUACAAUCCUCAAACACAGGAAAGCAAACAACAACGACUUUUUAUUGUUUUUGUUAUAGGACACAAAUAGUGUACGUAUCUCUAAAGGAGCAUUUUUAUUGAACUGUGUUUUGUUGAACUAAACUUCGAUAUUCGAUAAAAUGUAGAUCUCCAAAGGAAUAUUGGGUGAAUAAAAUUUGUAAAAGUUCCGAGCGAAACUUUUAUUCAAGUGCUAGUCUUACGCUAACAAAAGCCCCGUUUAUUGAACAGAUUGCAGGAAGUUAUUGUUGUACAUAUAUUUAAUAUUAUAUACAAUUUGUGUAACAUAAACGAUUGCCAAAAUACCUAUAACGGAAUUACGGAAUAUUUAUUGAUAUACCCAAAACAUACUUAACAUUACUGCAUAUAUUCGAAUAAUAGUAUAUACGAUUGAGGAACUUCUUUUCGAACCAUGUGUAUUUAAGACUUACUAAGCAACCCAUCUAUUUCGUAUGUAAAUACAGUACCACUUUUCUCAGAGUCCAUUUCUCAUCUAAAUACUAGUUUCAUCUAAUUCGAGUCCCAUCUACGAUUUUACCCUUUCUUUCACAACAACACUAACCACCACAUACGUUAUACAUUACAUCACAUAAACAGUAUCAUUUCCAUUGCGCUACUCACACAAAAUUUACCAGAAAGAGGAAAAAAAAACAAACAUACAAAUAAUCGAAUCAACCAACAAACCUAGUAAAAGCAAAUCAACUCAAGCAUAGCAUAAGUCGUUAAUCGAAGGCUAAAGGAAUAACGUAAAUCGAAGAUAUAGUUGUGUUUUCGUGAUGAUGAGUAUUUAUUUUGCAACUUUUACUAAUCCUGGGAAGAAAAAAAUGCGCAUUGUUUUGUUCCGAAACCAAAUCCAGCUAGAGUAAUUUUAUCACACCAAAAAUAAAAACGAACCCAAAUAUACCAAAUAUCGUACUAGCUCAAAUGUUUAACAUUCGGAAUUGGAUUGGUUCUAAUGAAGGUAUUUGCUUCGAGUCCCGAUGAAAAAAUGAAAAAAAUGAAAAAUGAACAAACAAAUUACAACCAUCCAACAAUCGAAUCCACAGUUAUGAUUUACUGCGGACAAUGCAGACAACGGCAGAACAGGGCAAAUCGGAGAUUGAAUAUGAGGGAAAGGUGAAAUUGGUUUUUCACGAAUUUUAUUUAUACUAUUUUUAGCAUUCGGAUAGUCGUGAACGUAGAAAGUUUUAUAUUUUAUAUACACAAUGUGAGGAAUUUGAUCUUGUGGAAAAAAGUACUAACCUUGUAAAUAGCACAACUUUUUUUUUUGUUUUCUUUGAUGCGGGACGGUUUUGAGGUGGCGCAACAGCGGAACUUGAUUUGGCAUCCUUUGUCAGAUGUAGAAACAGAUAGGAAAAAAAAGCAAGGAUUGAACGCGACUACUCCUUGUAACCGGUGAAACGGACAAACGUGGAAGAAAGUUGACAAUGUAUACACCCAUUGAUAUGAAGAAAGAGACAAACAACAAAGUCCGAAUAAACUAUCGAAACUUUCAUAAAAUGUACUCACAAAA
Molecule: messenger RNA, 8555 nt
Organism: Malaya genurostris
Lineage: Eukaryota; Metazoa; Arthropoda; Insecta; Diptera; Culicidae
Exons: 10
Coding region: 2443-5934 (1163 amino acids)
Biological process (GO): neuromuscular junction development; positive regulation of protein tyrosine kinase activity
Molecular function (GO): protein kinase binding
Source: RefSeq, a predicted model, not a curated record